AAGAAAAUGAAAAUGGCAAUGAAGAUUGUGUUCUUCCUAGUGACUGUUGCAGCAUUUGUGAGCGCCAUCAGUGGCAGGACCAUGGAGGCGGCGUUUUUCCGUCCCCACUUCCGCCCCUAUCCGGGCUUCUUCGGUGGAUAUAGAGGCGGAGGAUUUGGGAGUGGCGGAGUUGGUGUUGGUGGAAGAUUUGUUGGCAGUGAUGGUGGAGGUGACGAUAUUGGUGCACCUGGUGACUUGGCUCAAGGUACACCGGUGAAGAUGGCUUUGAAAUAUCAGUCCCGUCUGAGAAUGCAGUGGAUCUGGCAAAAGCAAUUCUGGAGAAAUCCGAAGGCAAAGUGAGGCUAACAGGGUUAGGUGCUAGAGACAGUCUUCGUCUGGAGGCUGGCUUGUGCUUGUAUGGAAACGACACCUGUAGAAGCAGGACUCACAUGGGCCAUAGGGAAGCGGAGAAGGGCAGAAGGCGGAUUCCUGGGUGCAGGCCAUCUAUCAGGAGAGUCGGGAUCUUCUCUGCUGGCCCGCCUGCCAGGAGUCACUGUGAGAUUCAAGACGAGAAGGGCCAAAACAUAGGUGAGGUCACCAGUGGAGGGUUCAGCCCUUGUCUUAAGAAAAACAUAGCCAUGGGGUAUGUGAAAUCCGGAAACCACAAGAACGGCACCAAACUAAAGAUUGUUGUACGAGGGAAGUCCUACGAUGGAUCCAUCACUAAAAUGCCUUUUGUUCCCACCAAGUAUUACAAGUCAUCUUGAUUC
Salvia splendens (bonfire salvia) is the source of this 749-nucleotide messenger RNA. RefSeq lists its product as uncharacterized. Bases 7 to 339 code for a protein of 110 amino acids. Lineage: Eukaryota; Viridiplantae; Streptophyta; Magnoliopsida; Lamiales; Lamiaceae. The record is from RefSeq and is a predicted model, not a curated record. The transcript is spliced from 2 exons.